AUGUCGUUUAUGGGUGGCGCUGAAUGUUCGACAUCUGCGAACCCCCUCAGCCAGCUUCAUAAGCAUACUCAGAAUGACAGAACACUCCAGCAAGACCGUCUAGUCGGUCGAGGACCUGGAGGACAGCUCAAUGGAUUCCGAAGCCAGAGCGCCAGUGCGCCCCAGGACGAGAUGAUGAAUGGCUUCCUUAACCAAGGCCCAAGCCUCCAGCAAGAAUUCCCCAUGCAGCCGAGCCAGAUGGCCCCUCUUAGCCUAGCCCAAUCCCAUAUGCGAGCCAACUCGGCGUCACCAACAUGGGCGCACGACUUCAAUGGCCAGCCAGCGAUGGAGUCAACUUUCCAGGCGCCACCUGCUGCACAAUCACACUUUAACGCUGACGAAUUUGCCCGUUUUCAGCAGCUUAACACACAAGGUUCUUCCGCGAGAGCGAGUCCGAUGCAAAGCAACGUUCCUAGCCAGAUGAACCAACAAAGACCCAUGAUGGGCGGCAUGAUGAACAGACCGAUGGGUUACACUCCCAUGUUUCAACCUAUGUACCAGAACCAGCAGCCCAUGCACCAACCACAACAGCAGGAUCUCAAGGGCAAGGGCCGCCUCGUGGAACUCGACGACCACAAGUGGGAGGAGCAGUUCGCCUCGAUGGAGCUGCAAGAUAACGAUAAGGCUAAGGAACAAGAAGAGGCAAAUGCCGCAGAGCAGGAGCUUAACGAAAUGGACAAAGGACUGACGGCCGAAACUAAUGAGUUGGGUGACUUCGAAUCUAUAUGGAGAGGAAUACAAGCUGAGACGGCUGCUUCUAGACAAGACUUUGACCAAUUCGAUACCGAAUGGAGCAACAACAUGAUGCCCGAUUUCGAGGGUAUGGGAGACUGGGGCCGCCUUGGGGACCCGGCUGUCGAAACCUACCUAUUCGAACAAGACAACUUCUUCCGCGACGAAAAGAACGCUUUCGAGGAGGGUGUGCGCAUCAUGAGAGAAGGCGGAAACCUGUCCUUGGCCGCGCUGGCUUUCGAAUCCGCUGUCCAGCAGAAUCCUAAUCAUACCGAGGCGUGGGUUUACCUAGGAACAGCCCAGGCGCAGAAUGAGAAAGAAACAGCAGCCAUCAGGGCUCUCGAGCAAGCGCUGAAACUUGACCCCAACAACUUGGCGGCCUUGAUGGGCCUGGCAGUAUCAUACACCAAUGAAGGAUACGACAGCACAGCAUAUCGAACUCUUGAGAGGUGGUUGUCCGUUAAGUAUCCUAACAUUCUCGAUCCCAAAGACCUACACCCACCCGCAGAGAUGGGUUUCACAGACCGGCAGCAGCUUCAUGACAAGGUGACAAAUCUGUUUAUCAAGGCGGCCCAGCUAAGCCCUGACGGCGAGCACAUGGAUCCCGAUGUGCAAGUAGGCCUAGGAGUGCUCUUUUAUGGCGCAGAGGAUUAUGACAAAGCAGUGGAUUGCUUCCAGUCUGCCCUCCACUCAUCAGAGGUUGGUACAUCCAACCAACAGGAGCAGCUUCAUCUCCUCUGGAACCGCCUCGGUGCAACUCUUGCCAAUAGUGGACGCUCUGAGGAAGCCAUUGCGGCAUACCAGGAGGCCCUUGCCAUGGCUCCCAACUUUGUGCGAGCCCGCUAUAACCUAGGUGUCAGCUGCAUCAACAUUCACUGCCACCAUGAGGCUGCCUGUCACUUCCUAGCCGCUCUGGAGAUGCACAAGGCCAUUGAGAAGUCCGGCCGGAGCAAGGCGUACGAGAUUCUGGGCGAUAAUGCCUCCGGCGUCGAUGAGACACUCGACCGCAUGUCAGCGCAAAACCGGAGCAGCACCCUGUACGAUACCCUCCGGCGUGUCUUUACACAAAUGGGUCGCCGGGAUUUGGCGGAGAAGACCGUUGCUGGCGUCGAUCCGGAUGUGUUCAGACCUGAAUUUGAGUUUUAG
Messenger RNA from Fusarium fujikuroi IMI 58289, 1917 nucleotides. Its product is annotated as related to peroxisomal targeting signal receptor. Gene Ontology annotation, cellular component: cytosol; peroxisomal membrane. The transcript is spliced from 2 exons. Lineage: Eukaryota; Fungi; Ascomycota; Sordariomycetes; Hypocreales; Nectriaceae. The record is from RefSeq and is a predicted model, not a curated record. Gene Ontology annotation, molecular function: protein binding. Gene Ontology annotation, biological process: protein import into peroxisome matrix, docking. Bases 1 to 1917 code for a protein of 638 amino acids.